Molecule: messenger RNA, 1746 nt
Organism: Solanum dulcamara
Lineage: Eukaryota; Viridiplantae; Streptophyta; Magnoliopsida; Solanales; Solanaceae
Product: NADP-dependent malic enzyme-like
Exons: 19
Coding region: 1-1746 (581 amino acids)
Biological process (GO): pyruvate metabolic process; malate metabolic process
Cellular component (GO): chloroplast
Molecular function (GO): malate dehydrogenase (decarboxylating) (NAD+) activity; malate dehydrogenase (decarboxylating) (NADP+) activity; NAD binding
Source: RefSeq, a predicted model, not a curated record
AUGGAGAGCAAGAUGAAGGAGAAGAGUGAAUCAACGGUCGGAGGUGGUGUUGAGGAUAUCUACGGUGAGGAUCGUGCCACGGAGGAUCAACUCAUCACUCCCUGGACUUUCGCCGUUUCAAGUGGUUACAACUUAUUGAGGGAUCCACGUUACAACAAAGGGCUCGCCUUCACGGAGAAGGAAAGAGAUGUUCAUUACUUGCGAGGCCUUCUUCCGCCUGCGAUUAUGCCCCAGGAGCUUCAGGAGAAAAGAUUUAUGCAAAGUUUUCACCAAUAUGAAGUCCCUUUGAAUAAAUAUGUUGCAUUGAUGGAACUAGAGGAGAGAAAUGAAAGAUUGUUUUACAAGCUUCUAAUCGAUAAUGUAGAAGAGUUGCUUCCGAUUGUCUAUACUCCGACUGUUGGUGAGGCUUGCCAAAAAUAUGGAAACAUUUUUAAGCGUCCACAGGGUUUAUACAUCAGUUUGAAAGAAAAAGGAAGGAUCCUUGAGGUACUGAAAAACUGGCCUGAAAGGAAAAUACAAGUCAUUGUUGUUACUGAUGGUGAAAGAAUUCUUGGACUUGGAGAUCUCGGCUGCCAGGGAAUGGGCAUACCAGUAGGGAAGUUGGCUCUGUAUACUGCACUCGGAGGAGUCAGACCUUCAGCGUGUUUGCCUAUAACAAUUGAUGUGGGAACAAAUAAUGAGCAACUACUGAAAGAUGAGUUCUACAUUGGGCUCAGAAAAAAGAGGGCUAUCGGCGAGGAAUACUACGACUUUCUUGAUGAAUUCAUGAAGGCUGUGAAGCAAAACUAUGGUGAAAAAGUUCUUGUACAGUAUGAAGAUUUUGCGAAUCACAAUGCUUUUGAGCUGUUGGCGAAAUAUGGUAACACACAUUUGGUAUUCAAUGAUGAUAUACAGGGGACAGCUGCUAUGGUACUUGCGGGGCUUAUUGCAUCACUUAAGCUUCUUGGAGGGUCCUUAGUUGAUCAUACAUUCUUGUUUUUCGGUGCUGGAGAAGCUGGAACUGGUAUAGCAGAACUCAUAGCACUUGCUAUUUCAAAGAAGACAAAGGGCCCUGUGGAGGAAGCGCGUAAAAAUAUCUGGCUCGUGGACUCAAAGGGAUUAAUUGUUAACGCUCGAAAGGAAUCACUUCAAGCUCACAAGAAACCUUGGGCACAUGAACAUGAACCUGUCAAUAAUCUCCUCGAUGUUGCUAAGGCCAUUAAGCCAACUGCAUUAAUUGGAACGUCUGGAGUUGGAAAAACAUUUACUAAGGAAGUGAUUGAGGCUAUGGCCUCCAUAAACAAGAGGCCUCUCAUUAUGGCACUCUCAAACCCGACUGCACAAUCCGAAUGCACUGCUGAAGAAGCUUAUACUUGGAGUGAGGGUCGAGCUGUCUUUGCAAGUGGAAGUCCUUUCCCUCCUGUAGAGUACAAUAACAAACUCCACAUUCCUUGCCAGGCAAACAAUUGCUACAUAUUUCCUGGGUUUGGUUUUGGCUUGGUCAUGGCUGGCGCUAUCUGUGUGCACAACGACAUGCUUUUCGCAGCUUCGGAAGCGUUGGCCAGUCAAGUAACUGAGGAGCACAAUGCCAAGGGGAUGAUUUACCCUCCUUUUGGUAAUAUCAGAAAGAUCUCAGCUCAUAUUGCUGCUAAUGUUGCUACUAAAGCAUAUGAACUCGGGUUUGCAACACAUCUGCCCCAGCCUGCAGAUUUGGUGAAGUAUGCUGAGAGUUGCAUGUAUACUCCGAGUUAUCGAAGCUAUCGUUGA